AUGAUUUUCCCGAGACGCGAGGAACUACCACCUUCGAAGACGACAGACUUCACCUUUCACGACGAAUGGAUCGAGACAUCUUGGGGUUUUGAACCAGCCCUCGGACAAGUCUCGUUCAUCGAGAACGUACUCGAGACUACUAUUAUCAUUGGCAUGUAUCCGAAGACCAUGUAUUCCCGAAGGACUAUCACCAUCCAGAUCCCAGUAUACUUGAUAAUCUCCAGUUUCAUUUCUGGAGUGAUUGAUCGUUUUGGAUUGCUAACAUCCCCCUUAGCCCGACCUGGGCUAUCACAUGUCUCUGCCAUGGGAGGAGAGUCUUUCUUUCAUGAUACUCCCAAGCCUCUUCUAGACUUAGAGACGUCCUUAGGUUUCUCCCUGGCGUUCACAUGUGAUAAAUUUACCGUAGACAAGCUCUCUUACAUUUCCACGACACGUGUUCCAUCCUUGGAGUUAGAUGUGGGUAAGGGAGAAGACGAUGAUACUAACAACCCCUCUGAGCGAUCCCCGAAUCUUUAG
This is a messenger RNA of Lathyrus sativus (Indian pea), 516 nucleotides long. The record is from the annotation of a GenBank genome assembly. Lineage: Eukaryota; Viridiplantae; Streptophyta; Magnoliopsida; Fabales; Fabaceae.